AACUCGAUCAAGCAUACCGAGACGCCGCCCAAGAUGGCCAAGAAAGCGAAGUCCCGUACCAUUGCCGUCCGGCUGAUCUCUAUGGCCAUGACGGGUUACUACCGCACGAUGAUCCGGCCCCGUGUACACCGUCCUCUCAGCAUGAUGAAGUACGACCCUGUCGUUAAGAAGCAGGUGCUUUUCCUUGAGGCGACCAAGGGUGGAAAGAAUAAAUAAGCUAUUCGAUUCUGGAUAUGGGUUCCGCUCGGCUUUUCUUU
Messenger RNA from Penicillium psychrosexuale, 257 nucleotides. RefSeq names its product mitochondrial 54S ribosomal protein bL33m. The record is from RefSeq and is a predicted model, not a curated record. The transcript has 2 exons. The coding region runs from base 34 to 216 and encodes 60 amino acids. Lineage: Eukaryota; Fungi; Ascomycota; Eurotiomycetes; Eurotiales; Aspergillaceae. Gene Ontology annotation, molecular function: structural constituent of ribosome. Gene Ontology annotation, cellular component: mitochondrion; ribosome. Gene Ontology annotation, biological process: translation.